UGACGUCGUCCGCGGAGGGAUCCCAGCUUGUCAGAACCAUGGUCAGAGCGUUGAGAGGCAGUGAACAGCAGAGGUCUAACGUUAGCUCAGCAGCACACUAGGACAGAGAGACAUUCAACAGAGAAGACGUUUUGCGGUGAACAUUUCUGAAAGCAAAUGUUAACUUUCGGAUAGUACAGUUUGCUAGACUGUCUAGCGUUUCGGGGGGCUAGCUUUCAGUUGACUCACUGGUGUUCUGCGGUGGAAAUAGCAAAAAUGUCGUCUCCAAGUCCGGGUAAAAGGCGAAUGGAUACCGAUGUGGUGAAACUCAUCGAGAGCAAACAUGAAGUCACCAUCCUCAGCGGACUCAAUGAAUUUGUAGUGAAGUUUUUCGGACCACAAGGAACGCCGUACGAGGGAGGCGUGUGGAAGGUGCGAGUAGAUCUUCCUGACAAAUACCCUUUCAAAUCGCCAUCAAUAGGAUUCAUGAACAAGAUUUUUCAUCCCAACAUUGAUGAAGCGUCAGGAACAGUGUGCUUAGAUGUCAUCAACCAGACAUGGACAGCCCUUUAUGAUCUGACCAACAUCUUUGAGUCGUUCCUGCCGCAGCUGCUGGCUUACCCAAACCCCAUCGACCCUUUGAAUGGAGACGCAGCUGCCAUGUACCUUCACCGGCCAGAGGAGUACAAGCAGAAAAUCAAAGAGUACAUCCAGAAAUAUGCAACAGAGGAGGCUCUGAAGGAGCAGGAGGAGGGGGCUGGUGACUCUUCAUCUGAAAGCUCCAUGUCUGAUUUCUCAGAAGACGAGGCCCAGGACAUGGAGUUGUAGUGAAAGGAGGGCUCCCCCAUCCCGCCCCCUCCUUUAACCCCCACAGAGACUAUAUUUGAUUUCCUAACCAUGAGAAAGCAGACUUAUAAUAUUCAUAUUUAAACAAGUUGAUUUUUUUAUUAUUAUUAUUAUUACUACUAAACAAGGAUUUUUAUGGAUAUCUAGCCUUUGGUGUGUUUGACAGACACCCCUCCCAUUCUGUAGCUGUUUCUCCCCACACAGAUGUCGCGAUUGCUUUCAUAUUCUCUCCCUGUCAUCUCUGCAUUUUUAAAAGUGUGUCAUGUAGUCAUAGCCAGAAAAAAAUCCCCCCCUCCCCUCCCCUCCCGUGAACUGCUCAUUUUUUUUCAAAUUUCACUUUUUAAAAUAUAACUUUCGAGUUUGACCUGAAUUCUAUUUUUUUUGUCUUUUUUCCAUGAUACCAAUUGAUUCUGACCAAUGAUUUUUUUUUAUAGCUCCACUAUAGAGCUGCUUGAGUCUUGCUUGCCUGGGUGCACAGCUCUCAAAUAUCAUCCUGUAGUCAAGACAGUAUUUAUUAAGAUGCACAAAGACAGACGCUAUCUGAUUAUACUUAACAUUAAAAUUAAAAAAAGUGUAGUGCCAAUAGACAGACUAAAUUCUGCCUAAGCAUAUCUUUUUCAACAUAUUGAUUGAGGCAUGUCGGUAAAAAAACAACCUUUCUUUCUCUUUCAGUUCGGAUGCUAUCUUGGCUGUUACUGAACUUUUUGUUACUCUUUGUCGACCUGCUGCAGCUGCCUGUCAAUGUGUGCCGCUGUGCAGUACAAGAUAAAUACUGAACAAGGGUCAAGCCUUAGGGAAAACAUAUAUAUAUACACAUGUCUUAUUAAGGAGUGAGUGACAAUGUGGUGAAAAAGACAUAUGUCGGGUGCUAUGAGUGUUGAUCUGUUGGGACGUACACUAGUUGCAUAGACUGUACUGAGGAGAUGUGCACUAAGGCAAUGAAGAUGGCUCCAUUAUGAGGCAUUUGUGGAGAUUCUGGUCAGACUCAGUUGGUAUUAUGGGAACUGAAAAUAGACCAGAGCUACUCUUUAACCAUCUGACCAUAUGGAUUUAAUAAUUCAUGCAGCUUACACUGGUUUUUCUGUCAGGAGGCACCUUGAAACACAGGUACCGAACAGUCUCAUUUAGCAGGAUGCCACUAUGUUACAAUCAUCUAUACUCCUGCUAUUAAACAAAAAAAUGUAUCCUCAUUAUUAACAACCCUCCUGGCAGAGUGUUGACAUCACCUAUUCAGGUGAAUUUAGGAAACCAGUGCCAAACUCUGUUUUACUUUUAGUGAAAAGAAAUAAACACAGUCAUAUGGUUAUUGAGUGGAUCUGAGUGAGAAUGAAGAGUGAUAUGUGGAGCUAGAUUCAGGUUAGUGUUGUAUCGGUCCUCCUUACAUUCCGCUGUUACCUGGAGUUCACUCCAAUGCAUGCCCCUUCAUAUUGGUCUGACCUGUGGUAUUUACACCAACUGCAUCGACUGGACUCUGCCUACCAGAAUUGCUAUUUGGAUUACUAGUUUGAAGAUUACGAAAUAGGACCCGAUAUAUGACAUUUAGGCUUGUAGCAAUUUUUAUUGAGGGGAAUUAAUUUGCCAUUGAUUUCAUAUGUACAGAUUUGACUUCUUAAAAAAAAAAAAACAACCUCUGGUGUCAUUCAUCGUUGAUUCAAUGUGGCAGGUGAAGAUGUAAAUCCACGAUGAGUGGAAAGAGAUUGCAAUCGCAGCUUUUUUUUUUUUUUUGACUGUUUUGCCUACUUUAUUUCUUGUAUUUCUCACUUUUUGCCCGAUGGGGGGGUCAACACGUUUGGAUUUUUUUUUUUAAUUUUAUUUUUUUGUGUACAGCAUCUACCUUGUACAGUGAUAAAGACACCUCUCUGUAGCCUCAUGAAAAGUCAGUGUUGAACCCGAAACACUGAGCGAGUGUUGCUUUGUCGAGGCGAAUAUGGCAGUCAAACUACCUAGACAACCUUGAAAUGUAUUCACUUCAGAGAUUGCAGUAAAAAAAAAAAAAAUCACUGGUUGCUUUGUGGCAGAUUGUGGAUUCCCAAAAGGGAGAUUCACAGCUGAAUCAUAGUGGGGGAACCACCUUUUCACCUCUGAUCUCAACUCCCCCCUCCCCCCUCUCUUCUGUGCCUCAUCACAAAAGGAAGAUGACCAUUGAGGAAGUCCCCUAAAACCAUGUUUCCAAAAAAAAGCCAUGAAGGUGGAAGAAUAACUAGAAAAGCACAUUUUUACUCACCAUACUUUUCUUCACCUCUUCCUGCAAUUUGAUCCCGUAUUACAUUUGUGAUUUCACAUCCAAAUUUUCACUCUGUUGCAGAGUAAGGGGAAUUACCCAGGGCUGAGUGGCAUUGGGUUUCUUUGAGCUAAUGUAGGGUUGUUAGACUUUUAUGGCUCAGGUUUGAAAUACAUGAGUUUGGUUGUAUCUUGCAUAGUGAUUAACAUUUUGCACCCAAAAAGGUAUUGAAAGGAUGGAAAUCAUGCUAAUAUUUGUUGAACUGUGUUUUUGACAUGUCAGGAUAGUUAGUUUUGCUGGGUGGUGACUUCAACUAAACAACAUAUGCUAUAUGGCUGUAUUACAGAUAGACUUAGCUAGUUUGGUAUACUUACCUGAUAAAGCAUUCAUUGCUCAUCUGACUUUUAGUUAGUGUCUGUUGUGUGAUAAUAUGUAAGAUACUCCAUAGACAUGCCUACUUGUCCUCCUCCUGCAGAUUCAGAGUUGUACAGAUGAGUGUGAGUGAUUUCAAACUAGGGUGACGUUUGACUUGUAGAGAGCCUGAUAGAUCUAACUGUACAGAAAUCAAAAGUGUGGUUCAGCCCUUGACAAGAGAUUGGAUUUUCUACAAAGGCCAUGAUUUCAAACACAAUUCUGUGCCCAUAAUUAUCACCACGUUUGAAUUCAGAUUUAAAACCGAGACACGUCCUUGGUUUGUUUUUAAUUUCCAAUGUUUAUCGGAAGAGUUUGACUGUUUAAAGCUAUGAGAUAAUAAUUUCUCUCUCAUCCAGCUCGGGGGAAGUUUCAGAUGUUAGCUCGGGGUUAGCUUCCAGCAGAAUGCAGCCAUUUUUAAUUGGAGCAGAGUUAACUUGUGUGAUAUUUGACAUGUUCUAGGCAGUAUAAAGCUAUGUGAAUGUUUUACAUGUGUUCGGAGUGGCUGUGGUGAAGUUUGUGAUCCACAUCCAAUCAAACAGAACAAACUUGCAAAGCUGAAUACAGAUUCCCUGUCUCACACUUGAGUUUUCUCCCUAAGCUGCCUAUAAAUGUGUAUUUAUUCCUUAAAGAGACCUCUUUUUUUUUUUUCUUUUUGUUUGUUUUUAAUCUUAAUCAUCAAGCACCACUGUUGUAAGUUAUGGUUCAGAUAAAUAAUCACACUGAGGAGAACUUUUUGUUUUAAGUAAUCCAGAUUGGAAUAAUUGUUUUACUUUACAUCUGUGCAGUAUUGUACUUGAGUGCUGAAAAUACAGUAUAUAUCCCAGUUGAGAAUUUUAAUUUUUAAAAAAAAGCACAUUAUGAUGCAGUGGUGCAACAGGGAACUAAUGAUAUUUUUUGUCUUUUUUAAAAACACGACUCUUGUGUUAGGUGAAAAUCAUAGGUUUGGUUUUCAGCAUUGUGCAUCUGCUGGGCAAUAAAUUGAUGAUAUACUCAGCUGUGGCCUGGUGUUGCUAUGGUAAACAUGACAACCAUCUGAUCUUUUCACUGGCCUCCUUUGUUCUUUUGUUACUCCCCAGACUUACUUCUUCAAUGUCAAGAGGAAUAAUUACUGCCUUUGUGUUUCAGAUUGUCUCUUAACUCGAGUCAAGAAAUAUCCUCAAACCAGUAAAUGAUAAUUCUUCCCAUUGCAACUUGAAUUAUUUUUGAAAAAGUAUGGAAAUACCUGUUUGUUGUGCUUUUUAUUUAAUUUCCUUUUGGCUUUUCCCCCUCCUCCUCUUCUGCUAUACAACCACAGCGUUACAGAUAAUGUCUUAACUAUCCAGAGUUUUAAACAGUGACUCCAAACAAUUAGAUUUCACACGAUGGGACUGAUGAGUCCCCGCAUUUCUAACUGCAGACCUGCAGAAAAAGUCCAGUCCAGAGCCAUAGCCCUCCAACCGUACACGCACAGUCCCCCCACCUCACCCCCCCACACCCUGCCGGACACAAUAAGGAUGAAGGGCCUCAGCGAAGUGAAUGGACUGGCCUAUCAUUAAUCCUUAGACAGGACAUCCAGGGCUCAUUCCCCAUUUAUGAGCACAGCUGCAAAGAGCCAGCACCCUGAUCCUGUAAUACCACCCCCCCCCCCCCCCCCCCCCACCCCGUGUGUUUACCGUGUCUUCUCGUGCACUUGCAUGCUUCUGGUGUGGAGUUGAGGCUCGCUUGGUGCACACCAUCCCAUUCUGUCUUGUGCUUGUGUGGAUUUGUGCCCUGUGCUGGCCUACUGCUGCCAUCAGGGGAUUCAGCAGGCACACACAGCAUGGAAAAUAGCAGUUUUUUAAAUAAAAAAAAAAACAAUGUAUUUGGUACCUAGUGUGUGAUACUUGAGGGUUAAGAAGUCAAAAGGUUUUUUGUUUUGUUUUCAAAAGUCCAUCCUUGGUCUUAUUUUCUUCGCCCUCACUUUGCCCUCCUUCUCUUGUUUUUUUCUUUGCAUUGUGAAGUGGGCAUGCUUGUCAAAAAGACAAAUGCUCUCUAUUAAUAGGCUUAUAACCUCAUAAAUAGUUGUGUAUAAAAUAAACUGUUAUAACUUCUCUUUUUUAAUAAAACAUUCAAUGUGUAUAAA
Molecule: messenger RNA, 5561 nt
Organism: Thunnus maccoyii (southern bluefin tuna)
Lineage: Eukaryota; Metazoa; Chordata; Actinopteri; Scombriformes; Scombridae
Gene: ube2h
Product: ubiquitin-conjugating enzyme E2H (UBC8 homolog, yeast)
Exons: 7
Coding region: 256-807 (183 amino acids)
Biological process (GO): ubiquitin-dependent protein catabolic process; protein polyubiquitination
Cellular component (GO): nucleus
Molecular function (GO): ubiquitin conjugating enzyme activity
Source: RefSeq, a predicted model, not a curated record